Tachysurus vachellii is the source of this 1372-nucleotide messenger RNA. RefSeq lists its product as uncharacterized. The transcript is spliced from 5 exons. Bases 101 to 916 code for a protein of 271 amino acids. The record is from RefSeq and is a predicted model, not a curated record. Lineage: Eukaryota; Metazoa; Chordata; Actinopteri; Siluriformes; Bagridae.
UAGAUUGCCACAUCCUGUUAAGAAGUGUGGUUUCUGUGACAUCAGUCAAUAAUCUGUUUUAUGGCUUGCUUCUGUAUAUCGGAUACGCUUGCUUAAUAUCAUGGCUAAAUUGUUACUUUUCUUCACAGUUAUAAUCACUUUCAUCAUACUGCAAGGUCAAACUAAAAGUCAAGCCACCACCGAAAGCACCCAGGCUUCAAGCGCAGAAUUGACCUCCACCUAUUCCUCCACCACUUCUCCAAGCACGGUGUCCUCAACUUCUGCUUUGAGUAAAGCACAUCCAACAAGCAGCACAUCUCUUGCAACUAGCAUUAAUCAAACAGCAACAUCUUCUCAGCCCCACACAGCAUCACCUGUCAAGAUCACAACCACUGUCCAAACCAGUACAGGUUCAGCAAUGAAGAAUAGCAGUGAAACCACAGCUUUUGGGUCAAAAGCACUCGUUUCAUUAACAACCAUCCUGUCAUCUACUAAAGAACCCAGAUCAACAGCUGCUUCAACAGGAACAGUCAAUGCAAUCUCACAUUCAGAGAUCACAACUACUGACCAAACCUAUAAGGCUUCAGCGGUCACUAACAUCAGUCAAACCACUGAUUUAUGGUCAAAAGCACUCGUUUCAUUAACAACCAUCCUGUCAUCUGCUAAAGAACCCAAAUCAACAGCUGCUUCAACAGGAGAAGUCAGUGCAAACUCAGCUUCUGGUAAUGAGAAAAAUGACAACUUGGUGAUGAACCCAGGUCUUGUUGCAAUCCUGUGCAUAUUCUUUAUAGUUUUGGCUUUGGUCCUUGUGGUUGCGAUUGCCAAGAUUAUCAGCUACAGAAGAAAUUCCCAGUUUGAAAGGCUAGAAGAUUUACCGAUGUCCCAGCAGAGCAAGAAGAACGAGAAUGCACCGUUUGCUCGAUAUCCUCCAAAAUAAACAAGACUUUCAUCAUGUGGGAAUCAGAACUGAAAGUGUAUAUGCAGACUGGGAAAUGGAUGAAGUUAUAGAGUCAUAUCAAAUAUGUUUAAAGUAAUACAAUAUAAAUGAUUUCAUUUGAAUGCUUUUAAAUUCUUUUCAUAUUCAAAUAAGUCUGUUCGGGUAAUUCACAUGAUCAUAAUGAUCAUGAUCAAAUGAUCAUGAUCGUUUUUAAAAAAAAAAAAUACACAAUUAUACUGUAUGUCUGCUUCUGAGUAUGUGAGACAUAGAGAGAGAUAGAGCGAGCAUGGGUGUGUGUAUGUUUAGGUAAGUUUGUGGGUUUAUCAUUGAGCCAUGUCAUUUCUGUUUGCCCAUGAUACGCUAUUUUCACUAACUAGACUUUAUUUCCUGUUAAAACUAUUGUGGGUCAUGGUUGCAAGGUUGUUGAGACUACAAAUAAAACUACAAAGUGCUGUA